Durio zibethinus is the source of this 4089-nucleotide messenger RNA. Lineage: Eukaryota; Viridiplantae; Streptophyta; Magnoliopsida; Malvales; Malvaceae. The record is from RefSeq and is a predicted model, not a curated record.
CAAGCAAUGUGACCUGUAAUUGCUCUUUCAACAACAACAAGACCUGCCAUGUAGUAAGCAUUUCUAUCUGAAGAAGAGAGGAAAUUUUGGUGGAAACCCAGAGACUGAAAGCCAAUGAUUUUGUCAAAGACUCACUCACCCAUGGCUGGAUUUUACAACUUUGUCGGUUUUGCACUCCUUUCUUCAUACAUCAAAACAAUAACUUUGUUUAAAUAUUUUUCUUCUUUAAAAAUUCUCUCUUUCUCUCUCUUCUUGAAGCAAAGUAGUACUAUUAUUUUUGCAGCUCUUGCUUUUCUUUUUUGCGUAUCUUUUGGUUGAUUUUUAUGUCAAGGGCCCUAAUGAGGUAAAAGAAAAUUCCUUUCUGGAGUUAGUGGGGUCCAUUUCCUCAAAGCAGCUUUCAGGCUGGGAAUUGGGGUACCCAAUUUUGACAGCUACUAUAAAAAUAAACGUCAAAAUCAUGCGUGGCAGAGGACAAGUAUGCGGUAGAGGUAUAAAUGGGCAGGCCUAAUUCAGGCCCAAGCAUUCAGUGGCUCAAACAGUUUAAUAAGUUAAUGAAACAAAUUCUUAUGCUAGCAACAGUAUAUUACUUUUGAAUAAGGAGCAUCAGAGUUGAUUUAUGUAGCUAUCCUUGAAUGAUUUUUAACUGCUUCGAAUAUUUCUGCAACUUUACCACCAGAGUUUUCCAAGUUUCAACACCUGAAACUGCUGGACUUAAGUCGUAACUACUUCACAGGUUCUAUUCCUCAAGAAUGGGCUACCAUGAAGUUGGAAAUGCUCUCUUUUAUGGGGAACAGGUUGUCUGGUCCAUUCCCAAAAGUUCUCACCAACAUCACCAGCCUCACAAACCUGUCUAUUGAAGGAAACAACUUUUCAGGAUCCAUUCCACCAGAGAUUGGAGAGUUGAUCAAUUUACAGAAACUUAUUUUGUCAUCAAAUGCCUUCGAUGGAAAAUUGCCAGCAAAACUUGCCAAGUUAGUCAACUUGACAGAUAUGAGGAUAAAUGACAAUAACUUUUCUGGAAAGAUACCUGAUUUCAUCGGUAACUGGAAGCACAUUCAAAAACUGCAGAUUCAGGGUUGCUCUCUUGAGGGACCCAUACCUUCCAGCAUUUCUGCUUUGACUAGCUUAUCUGAUCUGAGGAUUAGUGACUUAAAAGGCAGAGGAUCUCCUUUCCCACCAUUGCUUAACAUCGACUCACUGAAGACAUUGAUACUAAGGAACUGCUUAAUAUAUGGAGAAAUCCCAGAGUAUGUUGGUGAUAUGAAGAAAUUGAAAACUCUGGAUCUCAGCUAUAAUAACUUGACUGGAGAAAUUCCUGGAUCAUUCUACAAACUGACAAAAGCAGAUUUCAUGUAUUUGACUGGAAAUCAGCUCUCCGGGUCUGUGCCUGAGUGGAUCCUAGAAAGAAAUAAAAAUGUGGAUAUAUCUUACAACAAUUUCACCUGGGAAACCUCAAGUCCUAUAGAAUGUCCUCGAGGGAGUGUGAACUUGGUUGAGAGCUACUCCACAUCAGCAAAUAAAUUAAGUAGAGUUCCUUCAUGUCUAAAACAGACCUUCCCAUGUUCUGCUUCUCCUAGUCAAUAUAAAUACUCGUUGCACAUUAAUUGUGGGGGGAAGGAACUAAAUAUCAGUGGCGUUGCCAAAUAUGAAACUGAUAGAGAACCAAGAGGUGCUUCUAUGUUUUACCCGGGGCAGAACUGGGCAUUAAGCAGCACUGGAAACUUCAUGGAUAAUGAUAUUGAUGCAGAUGACUACAUUGUUACCAAUACUUCUGCUUUGUCUAAUAUCUCUGCAAUUCAAUCAGAACUCUACACAACAGCACGUAUUUCUCCCCUCUCUCUCACAUAUUAUGGACUUUGCCUGAUGAAGGGGAACUACACUGUUAGUCUGCACUUUGCAGAAAUUAUUUUCAAAAAUGAUCGAUCAUUUUACAGCCUUGGGAAACGUAUAUUUGAUGUAUAUAUCCAGGGAGAAUUGGUGCUGAAAAAUUUUAAUAUUGAAGAGGAAGCUGGUGGUACUGGUAAGCCCAUUGUAAAAAACUUUACGGCUGUCGUGACAAGAAAUACAUUAAAAAUCCACUUAUACUGGGCUGGGAGGGGGACUACAGGCAUACCAGCAAGGGGGAUGUACGGCCCUCUAAUUUCAGCUAUAUCAGUGGUUCCAAAUUUUCAGCCUCCAACUGUUGUUGGCAAAAGGAAUUAUCUGGUAGUGGUGGUUGUGGCAGCAACUGCAGCAAUAGUUAUUGCCCUUAUGGUCUUAGGUAUCAUUUGGAGAAAAGGUUGGCUGGGAGGCAAAAUUUCUGCUGAAAAAGAGCUGAGAGGCCUGGAUUUGCAAACAGGAAUUUUCAGUCUAAGACAGAUUAAAGCUGCAACGAAGAACUUUGAUGCUAAAAACAAAAUUGGUGAGGGUGGCUUUGGUUCUGUGUAUAAGGGUCUAUUGUCAGACGGAACGGUUAUUGCAGUGAAACAGCUGUCAUCAAAAUCUAAGCAGGGAAAUCGUGAAUUUGUGAAUGAAAUAGGCAUGAUAUCUGCACUGCAGCAUCCAAAUCUUGUGAAGCUCUAUGGAUGUUGUGUUGAGGGAAACCAGUUAUUACUAGUUUUUGAGUACAUGGAAAAUAACUGUCUAUCCCGUGCUCUUUUUGGGAAGGAUGCUACACACAAACUGAAACUGGACUGGCCGACCAGGCAAAAAAUUUGCCUUGGUAUUGCCAGGGGUUUGGCCUACCUCCACGAAGAGUCCAGAAUAAAAAUUGUACAUAGGGAUAUUAAAACAAGUAAUGUGUUGCUUGAUAAGAAUCUCAAUGCAAAAAUUUCUGAUUUUGGUCUGGCAAAGCUAAAUGAAGAUGACAAAACCCACAUCAGCACUCGAAUUGCUGGGACUAUUGGUUAUAUGGCUCCUGAGUAUGCAAUGCGUGGUUACUUAACCAACAAAGCUGAUGUCUAUAGCUUCGGUGUUGUUGCAUUAGAAAUUGUUAGUGGAAAGAGCAACACAAACUAUAGGCCGAAUGAGGACUUUGUUUACCUUCUUGACUGGGCCUAUGUUUUGAGAGAGAGGGGAAGUUUGUUGGAGUUGGUGGAUCCAGACUUGGGAUCAGAAUACUCAUCAGAGGAGGCAAUGGUCAUGCUGAAUGUGGCUCUCCUCUGCACCAAUGCAUCUCCCACCCUGAGGCCUACCAUGUCACAGGUUGUGGGCAUGCUCGAAGGUCGAACUGCUGUUCAAGACCUCCUCUCGGAUCUUGGGUUUUCCUCCAUUAAUUCAAAAUUCAAGGCCUUGGUUAAACACUUCUGGCAAAAUCCAAGCCAAACAAUAAGCUUGCCAAGCAAUGGCCCAAAUACUGAGUCCUCAGGUUUAAAUAUUGAAGCAGAAGAGAGAGGCCAUCUUUUGAGAGUUAGUUCUGUUCAAUCUGAGGUGUAAUUUGUACUUUUUCUUUAGGUAUGAGCAUGUCCAAUGGUGGAAGAAGGGUACAAAUCCCUCAUAACGAGGGAAAACAACUGUUAGGCCAAGCCUUUACUAUAUUUUAUAGCAUCAAGUGUAUAUAGUAAUGGGAAAAUCCCUUGUUCUAGUAAUGUCGUCUCUUAUCAAUGUAUUGCAUCAUAUAUCAACAAAAUAGAGUUUAAACUUUAAAUCAGUUUUGUCCGUUGCCUCAAAUUGUAUAUGAAACAAGAAGAAGAGUGACCAUCUGUAAACGGGUUUUUUGUUAAGUGAGGAAGCGUUGCAAACAAAUAAAAUAGGAUGUGUCCAGAGACGAUAGAGAGAAAACUUAGAGCAGACCUUGAUGUAUUGAGUACAUUGGCAGGUGGUGGUAAAUGAUAAAGUAAGGCUGAGUAGAAAAGAAAAUAAAGCUCCAAGAAGGAUUUAGGAAGAGAAGAUUAUAAAGAGAGUUUGAGAGAAAGUUGUGAGAACUUUGUCCAAAUUUGUCAAAAUCUAAAAGUUAACUCAUAAAUUGUGAAAACUCUUAUUUAUAAGUUUUAAGAAUAUAAGUUAUAUAUUUUGAGUAUCGAAUAGGAAUAAUGAUAAAUAGUGAGAGAAUUGAUUGUUACAAAUUAGUUUUUUGGUAAUAGAUAUAGUAAAUAUAAAAUUCUAAAAGAA